GAGAGUGACGCAGACGGGGGUGGUGGUGUCGUGUGCUGGGUGAUCCUUCACUCUCCACAUCGACUACCUUUACCGAAGGGCUGGUCCCGGCUUUCCUACCGUAACCUGUCUUCCUACUAUAGUGCUAUCUCUAUGACAGACCUGCGCCUGUAGUCCUUCGGCGCUCAAGAUACCCUGCUCGACAUAGCCGGCGCUGCGCAUAUACCCCCAGUUACACCACAUCUUAUCUGUACCCGCGCAACAUGUCCUCCUCCACUCGCCCCAAACCAGCGCGCAAGACCUCAGGCCAGAACCACCGCAGCACACUCUCGCUACAGCGGACCGAGGUCGUCAUCAAUGUCUACGAUCUGCUGCCGCCGGGCAAGGUCUCCACUGUGCUGUGGGCUAUAGGCAGCUCUCUGCUACAUUCAGGUGUGGUCAUCGGCGAUAGGGAAUACGCAUACGGGGGCCAUGACCGGCGAGGCCUGACCGGCGUAUACUGGACGAAGCCGGCGCAAGAACCCCCGGGUGGAACGCUCAAGCAGUCGAUACUCCAUGGCUUCUCGUUCCGGCCAGCGGAAGAGCUAGAUGCCAUCAUACAUCAGGCUUCUGAGGAAUUCCAAGGGACCUCCUACAACCUCCUCACCAAGAACUGCAACCACUUCACGUCCUACCUCUGCGAGAAGCUCACUGGGCGGCCUGCGCCGGGCUGGAUCAACCGCGCCGCCAGCAUAGGCGUAGCUCUCCCAUGCGUUGUGCCACGGGAAUGGAUUGCGCCACCGGAUUAUGAUACUGCGGAUGGAGAGCUUCUUGACGAGGACUUCGACGAAAGAACGUCUAUGUUACGGCACGGCGAGCACCAAGGACGGUAUCGUAAUGCUUCAGAGGAGGCAGAGCGGCAGGAAGCGCGCGGUUCUGGCAGUAGUAGUCGAGGUGAGCAAGGAGGCCCAAGAGGGAAUCCUCGGCCUGCGCCCGCAGAUCAUGGCCCCCGGCUGGUCAACCUCAAAGAAACCGAUAGCAGUGGCCAUAAGAUACCGGCAGCGGAAAGAGCGCCCCUCCCAAAGAAUUUGAUAUGACUCGUCCUAGUCGUACAUGCCUGCACACUGCUGGUGUACAAUCUUU
Molecule: messenger RNA, 1101 nt
Organism: Macroventuria anomochaeta
Lineage: Eukaryota; Fungi; Ascomycota; Dothideomycetes; Pleosporales; Didymellaceae
Product: DUF862-domain-containing protein
Exons: 2
Coding region: 243-1055 (270 amino acids)
Biological process (GO): protein deubiquitination
Molecular function (GO): deubiquitinase activity
Source: RefSeq, a predicted model, not a curated record